Molecule: messenger RNA, 2538 nt
Organism: Austrofundulus limnaeus
Lineage: Eukaryota; Metazoa; Chordata; Actinopteri; Cyprinodontiformes; Rivulidae
Product: protein zyg-11 homolog
Exons: 14
Coding region: 145-2385 (746 amino acids)
Cellular component (GO): Cul2-RING ubiquitin ligase complex
Source: RefSeq, a predicted model, not a curated record
CUCAGAGAUCAGCAGCAGAGUUUUAUCACAACAUGCUUGUUUUUCUGUUCCUCUGAGAGCCUGAAAAUGAAAGAAUAAGAACUACAACGUGUUGCAGGUUUUUUUAAAUCUUGUUGAUACUUUGUAUUUUUUUACUUUUCAAACAUGGAUGUGGAGGGCCCCCAGGCUCUGUGUGACCUCUGCUUGGAUCAGGUGUGCUUCAGUCUAGAAGCUUUGUGCAACAAACGAGGCGACGGCUCCAUGAGUCUCAUCUGGGCUCCAGUGUUCCCCCAGGAACUGACCGACCAACUGCUCCAAAACAUGACAACUAAAGGGAUCCUGAAUGACACAACUGUUGGAAUUUUCCGAAACUGUGAGAAGCUCCGCCUGCGCCGAGCCUCCAUCCGCCGCUGCCCGGUGUCGGCAGAGGCCUUCCGCCUGGCCCUCUGCCCUCACCAGCUCCUGGAACUAGACGGCUCCUGGGUGUCGGGGGGGCUCAGCGGGGCUGACGUCAUCUCGGGCCUGGCCGGCAGCUCCCAGUGCAGGGUCAGCCUGCAGGGCUUGUCCCUCAGCGGUUUGCACCUGGACUGGGGAGCUCUGGAAGCAGAUGUUGGGGCUUGUGGGAGCCUCGGCUCCUUACAGAACCUCAGAAUGCUCCGCGUUGACAACACAGACUUAACAGAUGAUAUUCUUGAGGAAAUCUGCUCCCUUCCACGCCUGGAAACCCUGGAUAUCUCCUGCAGUACCGUCUCAAACCUCAAUGCUCUCAUUAAGUGCAAAAAUACCCUGAGAUACUUCAUCGCCCACAGAUUGAAGCAGCUGGAUAUGUCACCUGCUAGUUUACUGUUUGUCUUUAGUCAGCUGAACGUACUCAGACAUUUGGACUUUUCAGAAGACCACUUUGCUGUUGAUGACAGUGAUGGGAGAGGUGCUGAUGAGAUGUUGCAGCAGCUCUUAGAGGGGGGUCCUCAGGUCCUCCCCUCGCUCGUUUCUUUAGACAUAUCGGGGAGGAAGAGGCUGACUGAAGCUGCACUCAGAGCUUUUGUGGAGUCCAGGAGGGGGUUGGCAUUUAUUGGCCUGCUCGCCACUGGACUCAGCUUCUGUCACGUCCUUUCAUCGCGUAAAAAUCUGAAAGUAACCGGAGAGGCUAACGAGGACCAGGUCCGUGAGGCGCUCAGAAAGUACAGAGAGCGGGAGUGUUUCGUCCGAGAGGCCCUGCUCCAUCUCUACAGUCUAACCGCUGACACUGAAAAGCCACAGCCUGACACGCUGAAGCUGGUGGUGGGUGUGAUGCAGAGCCACCCUGAGUCGCUACAGGUCCAUCUGGUGGCCACAGCGUGCAUCUUUAACCUGACCAAUCAGGGGCUCGCAGAGGCCAUGCCCGUCAGCCUGAUCAGUUCCACUGUCAGCCAGCUGCUGCACGCCAUGAAGACCUUCCCCAACCACCAGCAGCUGCAGAAGAACUGUCUCCUUGCUCUCUGUAGUGACUACAUCCUUCAGGAUGUUCCUUUUGACAAGUAUUUAGCAGCCAUGUUGGUGAUUAACUGGCUGAGCAACCACGAAGAGCCGACCAUGCAGAGGAUGGCGGUGGCUGUUGUCUCCAUUCUGGUGGCAAAGUUGUCCACAGAGGAGAUGGCACAGCUCAGCAAGGACAUCUUGUUUAUGAAGCAGCUCCUGGCUAUGGUGCAGCAGAAAGCCAUGGUGGGAGUAAUUGACUCCACAUUAAAGUUUGCUCUGAGUGCUUUGUGGAACCUGACGGACGAGAUGCCCACAGCGGCUCGUAACUUCAUCGAGUGUCAGGGGUUGGAACUCUACGAGGAGGUUCUGGAGUCAUACUACAGUGAACCCUCUAUUCAGCAGAAAGUUCUCGGACUUUUGAACAACAUUGCAGAAGUGGAAGAGUUGCAGGCUGAUCUGAUGGAUGAAGACCUGCUCGAGCACAUCCUCAGCCUCCUGAAGAACUCUCAGGUGGAGGUCCGAUACUUUGCAGGGGGGAUUCUGGCCCAGCUGGCCUCCAGGACAGAGGCCUGGACCCUGGAUGAGGAGCUGCGCACCACCAUCCUGAAGCAGUUGCAUGAGUCAGUAAUAACGUGGGCUCAUCCUGAGAGGGAAAUGGUGUCAUACAGGUCAUUCCAUCCAUUUGUCCCUCUGCUUCAGCCGUGCCAGCCCUCAGGGGUGCAGCUGUGGGCGGUGUGGGCCGUACAUCUGGUCUGCAGUCAGAACACUACACAUUACAGCUGGAUGCUGGAGGAGGAGGGCCUGACUGAACUUCUGAGAGCUUUGUCUGCACAUCCUGACACACACAGAGACAUUAAAACCCUAUCAGAUCAAAUCUUAUCCAUGGCAGAGAAACAGCAGAGUGACUCAGGGGAGGUCAGAGACCUCACACCGUCUGAGAAGGCCUGACUGAAGUAUUUGAAAAUGUUUUAUUUGAUCUUUAUAAAAACAAAUAAUUAGCAUGAUGUCACAAACUGAGUUACAUGAUUUAAAAUUGCACUGUUUUGUUUUAUACAACUAGAGUCAGCAAUAAAUACGUUUUGAAACCAGGCUUGCACUUUA